Acanthosepion pharaonis is the source of this 837-nucleotide messenger RNA. NCBI's taxonomy places the organism in Eukaryota, Metazoa, Mollusca, Cephalopoda, Sepiida, Sepiidae. The record is from the annotation of a GenBank genome assembly.
AUGGCUCCUACACGACGAACAUCCGCACGUCAGCAACUGAAGACCCCUAAUACCGUUAACGUUACACAUGCAGAACAGCCGACUGCGGAGGAGCACAUAAUAACUUCGGUUACAGAUGAUCAUAUAGCGUCUACUUCAAACUCUGCUUUGCAAUAUUCUACGUGCCGUGGCGAUGACCAAACCGGCAGCUCUGCAAAAACACCCAAGCGAGGCAACCUUAGCAGGCGUUCUAAAAAAGCCUCACCAGCUAUGGGGAAACGGCUGGUGUCUACUUCAACCUCUGCUUUGCACUCUUCUGAGUGCCGUGGCGAUGACCGACCCGGCAGCUUUGCUCAGCGUGCCAAAAUACCACGGCGAGGCAACCUUAGCAGGCAUUCUAAAAGAACCUCUACGGCAAAGAGAAAGAUAGAGGCCUCUUUGAGGCUUUCCAGUCAAUCUCAACGGAGGCCGUAUGUUUUGUCACAUGAAACGCUUGGUGAGCAUAACUACCGUUUGUACUGCAAAUCAGUUUACACAUAUUCGUUGAAAAAUAAGAGGAAACUACCUAAACGCUUGCAAGACAACAAAAAAGCGGCUUCAUUACAAGCACUUUUGCGGUCUCGACAGAGCACGCAUCGAAAAGCUACUCGCAAUGCAGCCGACGCUGCUGCAACUUCCAUUCGACAGUCCAAGAAGACCACGGCUGAGAAAACCACACGUCCAUUCGACGGCCCCAGGAAUCCAUGGCUGAGAAAACCGCACACCAUACUUCUGCUGCGAGGGCGUCGGAAAGUUCCGCACAAAAGCGCACAAGCCGGCAACAGGAUGCAAUUUCUACUUCCGCUGCUAGAGCUGUAG